AUGCCUGGAGCCGUCGACAACACAUGGUCACCAUGGCCACAGCUCACUCUUGCCACAGCAAAGGGAGUGCAGACAGGAACCAAUGAAUACACCGAAGCUAUCUACUCCAGGUAUGGCGCCGAAGCUUUGAAGUCAAGCUGGGUUCAGGUUUGCAAGAGACUGGAAUCUAUCACGGAGAAUAUCGCUUCGCAAGGCAACUCUGUUAUUCCAGAGCUUGAUUUAGAAGACUUCCUCUCUGCCGACAUGGAGACAAAGCAUAAGCUAAAAGAUAUUGGAUGCUUCAUUGUGCGGCAUGUUGUUUCUGAAGAGCAGGCGACUGAUUGGUACAAUGAGCUGAAGGACUAUGUCAAAGACAACCAGGCUCAAAUCACAGGCAUGCCAGCCGAUACCCCUUUCAUGUUCGACGUCUACCACUCGCCAGUACAGCAAGCGGCUCGCUCGCACCCCAACAGCCUAGCGGUCCAACGAGCAAUCAAUGCUCUGUGGCACGACAAGAGUGAGAACCAGACCACUAUCCAAGAGCCACUCUCAUAUGCCGAUGGUUUCCGGAUUCGGCCUGAGAAUACCAUCUUCAACGCGCUACCUCCACACAUUGAUGGCGGCAGUCUCUCGCGCUGGGCAGAUGAUACUUAUCGUGAGGUAUACUCAGCCAUCUGGUCGGGUAAUCCCGACGCUUUCGAUCCUUACGACCUCUCGAUCCGCAAGGAUGCAAAGCCAGGCCUCUUUCCCGGCACUGCUUCUCAAGUUUUACGCGCCUUUCAAGGAUGGACUGCAUUGACGUCCGCAGGCGCCAACGAAGGCUCUCUCUUACUAUAUCCGGAUGUCAAGACCGCAAUGGCAUAUGUGAUUCUGCGACCCUUGUUUGACGCUCCCGAAGAUGAAUGCGAUAUCAUGGAUGCGACAAAGUGGACAUUGAAUGCUGAGCGAGGCUGGUUCCCGGGUACUUGGAGACAGCUGCCGCAAAUUGUCAGUCCGGCAUCACAUCCGCAUCUGAGACUUGGAAAGUGUUUGGUGAAUAUCCCGACCAUGCGACCGGCGGAUACGGUGUGGUGGCACGCCGAUAUGAUUCACGGUGUGGAUGUGCAACAUACCGGCGACCACGACUCGGCGGUCCUGUAUAUUGCCGCUGUUCCUACCACGGAGGCGAAUACAAGAUAUAUGCGUCAGCAAGUGGUCAACUUCAAGGCCGGCGUCCCGCCGGAAGAUUUUGCAAGGAAUGGCACGGACGAGACAAUCUUCAGAGGCUAUAAGGGUGAGGAGGGUAUCUUGAAUGGACAAGCUGGUAGAAAGGCUGCUGGUCUGUACCUUUGA
Molecule: messenger RNA, 1311 nt
Organism: Aureobasidium pullulans EXF-150
Lineage: Eukaryota; Fungi; Ascomycota; Dothideomycetes; Dothideales; Saccotheciaceae
Product: DUF1479-domain-containing protein
Exons: 4
Coding region: 1-1311 (436 amino acids)
Source: RefSeq, a predicted model, not a curated record